AUGGUCAAAAUUGCAGUUGCUGGAGGCUCCGGCAAUGUUGGACAGGAAAUCAUCGAUGUUCUCCUUGCUACUAAAAAGCAUGAAAUACUGCUGCUAUCUAGAAAGAGCGCUCCAGUGGACGGGACCGCCGAGGGUGUCACCUGGAUCCAGCCAGAUUAUUCAGAUGUGCAGCAGCUUGCGCAGAUCUUGCAUGGUGUACACACUGUACUUUCCUUUGUGAUCGAGGAAGAUCCCACUAGCCCGAUCCAGAGAAAUCUCAUCGACGCUGCGAUCCAAGCUGGCGUCAAGCGCUUUGCACCCAGUGAAUGGUGCUCAGCUACCAUGGCGCACAUGAGUUGGUAUGCAUACAAGGAUACAACGCGUCAGUAUCUCAAGGAAGUAAACAAAGACAAGAAGCUUCUCGAGUACAGCCUAUUCCAACCCGGAUACUUCAUCAACUACUUGACCCGCCCCUACCCAUCCGCCAAACACCUCCAACUUAUUGACCUCCCCUGGGACUUCCAAAAUCGCCGAGUGAUUGCAGUUGACGGAGGCAACAAUGCGCGUAUCACCUUGACUACUGUGGAAGAUCUAGCCAACGUGGUAGCCCGAGCCAUUGACUUUGAAGGUGAAUGGCCGGUUGAUGGCGGUAUUAGUGGAAAUGACACGACAAUAGGUGAAGUCGUUGCUCUCGGAGAGAGAUGCCGCGGUGGUAAGCCCUUUAAAAUCGACAAAGUCAAAGCGGAGGACUUUGCGAGCGGGGACUGGACGACCCCAUGGAUGCCGACACUCGAGCACCCUUCUAUUCCACGAGAGAAUCUUGAGGCUAUGGGAAGGAUUGUUCUCGCUGGAGUUCUGUUAGCUGUUAAUGCUAAUGAACUCCACGUUUCUGAUUCGUGGAAUCGCUUGCUGCCGGAUUAUCAAUUCACAUCUGUCAGUGCGUUCUUGACUAAGGCUUGGAGUGGCAAGCCUUGA
Penicillium pulvis is the source of this 954-nucleotide messenger RNA. Its product is annotated as NAD(P)-binding protein. The transcript is spliced from 5 exons. NCBI's taxonomy places the organism in Eukaryota, Fungi, Ascomycota, Eurotiomycetes, Eurotiales, Aspergillaceae. The record is from RefSeq and is a predicted model, not a curated record. The coding region runs from base 1 to 954 and encodes 317 amino acids.